Molecule: messenger RNA, 4428 nt
Organism: Ochotona princeps (American pika)
Lineage: Eukaryota; Metazoa; Chordata; Mammalia; Lagomorpha; Ochotonidae
Gene: CAPN15
Product: calpain 15
Exons: 12
Coding region: 301-3675 (1124 amino acids)
Biological process (GO): proteolysis
Cellular component (GO): cytoplasm
Molecular function (GO): calcium-dependent cysteine-type endopeptidase activity
Source: RefSeq, a predicted model, not a curated record
GGCAUCUCCCUGCGGAGCCAGCUUAGCCCUGGCUGUGGGAAGGGUCCACAUGGCAGGGCCUCCUCUGGGAGGGCCCAGCCUGGACCAUGCAGUGUGCUGGGGACCUGUCCCAGGACUCUGAGCCUUUGUGAGUCACGCUGUUUUCUCUUUGCUCUCUCUGUUAUCUUUGUUGUGGUGUCACUGACCAGCCAGCCGCCUGUCUCCGGCGUGGGCACUCUCCUCCCUCCAUGCUCCACUUCACCCGCUGCUGGUUGGAGGGGACCAGGCCUGGCUCUCAGCGUGGCUGCUGUCGGGGGGGCCAUGGGGAGCUCGGCCUCCUCCUUGGCCACCGAGACCGAGUCGGACCACGGCUUCCCCGGGGGGCCGCCCUAUCCAGGGCCCCCGGCAGCGGCCAACUGGUGUAGGAGCGGUCCUGGGGCACCUGUCUGGGGAGGCGCCCUGCUCACCCGGCAGCACCAGCCCCUGCACCCCCGGGCCCGAAGCCACACCCACUCGCCUGGGUCUAUGGCCGCGGUUGGGGCAUGGUCCUGUGUGCGCUGCACCUUCCUGAACCCUGCCGGCCAGCGGCAGUGCUCCAUCUGCGAAGCCCCGCGACACAAGCCCGACCUUGACCAGAUCCUGCGGCUCAGCGUGGAGGAGCAGAAAUGGCCCUGUGCCCGCUGCACGUUCCGGAACUUCCUGGGCAAAGAGGCUUGCGAGGUGUGCGGGUUCACUCCGGAGCCCACACCUGGAGCCCCUCUGCUGCCCAUCCUCAACGGGGUCCUUCCCAGGCCACCCGCUGUGCUGGCAGAGCCCGGGAGCUGCAGCCACGAGGAGGCGGGCCCAGCGCGACCCAAGGAGGACCGAAAGGAGGCACACAGUGACCAUGAGGAGGAGGAAGGGGCAGCAGAGCCUGGGAGCGGCUGGGCCUGCCAGCGCUGCACACUACUCAAUACUCCUGUGGCCACCUCCUGCUCCGUCUGUGGUGGCCCCCGCAAGCUCUCACUGCCCAGGAUACCCCCAGAGGCCCUGGUGGUCCCUGAAAUCAUGGCCCCUGCCGGCUUCCACGUUGUGCCAGCUCCCCCACAGCCAGCCCUCCCCGAAGUGGACCCUCCACCCUCUGACAAGGAGCCCCCCAGGAUCUUACCCUUCAGUCCCUUCUCACCCACUCUGCAGAACAAUCCUGUACCCCGAAGCCGCCGGGAAGUACCCCCCCAACUACAGCCACCUGUGCCUGAGGCCGCUCAGCCGUUGACCCCAGCAGGCUCGCAGGGCCCUGCAUGGGCAGGAGCAAGCAGCUGCCGACUGGCCGAGAUGCUGUCAGGCAAGCGGCUGAGUGUGCCCGAUGAGGAAGCCCCUGAGGGGGGUCCCUCCCAAGGGGAGCCUUGCAGGGACGUCAUCGACCUGACAGGCGACUCGGUGCGCUACACGCCCUCCAGCCCCUCCAGCCCCGACUUCACCACCUGGUCGUGCGCAAAGUGCACCCUCCGGAACCCCACAGCUGCCCCCCGGUGCACAGUCUGUGGCUGCUCCAAGCUACAUGGCUUCCAGGAGCACUCCGAGCCCCCGGCACGCUGCCCCGACUGUGGCGCCGGCAAGCCAGGCCCCUGUGUGGGCAGAGGCUGCGGGCGGGCCCCCUCAGCCCACAAGGCUGCCCGCCUGGCACCUGAACGCCCUGGCCAGUGGGCCUGCCUUGCCUGUACCCUACUCAAUGCGCCGCGGGCCAAGCACUGUGCCGUGUGUCACACACCACAGCUCGUGGAGGCACAGCACCGGGCGGCUUCCCCUCUGCGGCGCCGGGAGAGCAUGCAUGUGGAGAAGCGGCGGCAGACGGACGAGGGCGAGGCCAAGGCCCUCUGGGAGAACAUCGUGGCCUUUUGCCGGGAGAACAGCGUGAACUUCGUGGAUGACAGCUUCCCACCCGGGCCUGCAUCAGUGGGCUUCCCGGCGGGGGACAGUGUCCAGCAGCGCGUGAAGCAAUGGCUGCGGCCCCACGAGAUCAACUGCUCCGUCUUCAGGGACCGUGACACCUCGUGGUCCGUCUUUCAUACCCUGCGACCCUCAGACAUCUUGCAGGGCCUGCUAGGCAACUGCUGGUUCCUGAGUGCCCUGGCAGUGCUGGCGGAGCGGCCCGACCUGGUGGAGCGGGUGAUGGUGACGCGCAGCCUGUGUGCAGAGGGUGCCUACCAGGUGCGGCUGUGCAAGGAUGGCACCUGGACCACCGUGCUGGUGGACGACAUGCUGCCCUGCGACGAGGCCGGCUUCCUGCUCUUCUCGCAGGCUCAGCGGAAGCAGCUGUGGGUGGCCCUGAUCGAGAAGGCCUUGGCCAAGCUGCACGGGUCCUAUUUCGCGCUGCAGGCAGGGCGCGCCAUCGAAGGCCUAGCCACGCUCACCGGCGCCCCCUGCGAGAGCCUCGCACUGCAGGUCAGCUCCACCAACCCCCGGGAGGAACCCGUAGACACUGACCUCAUCUGGGCCAAAAUGCUGAGUUCUAAGGAGGCUGGGUUCCUCAUGGGUGCCUCCUGUGGAGGGGGCAACAUGAAGGUGGAUGAUGCUGCAUAUGAGAGCCUGGGUCUUCGUCCCCGGCAUGCCUACUCAGUCCUGGACGUGCGGGAUGUGCAGGGUUCCAGGCUCCUGCGGCUCCGCAACCCGUGGGGUCGCUUCUCCUGGAACGGCAGCUGGUCAGACGAGUGGCCGCACUGGCCGGGGCACCUGCGCACUGAGCUCAUGCCACAUGGCAGCAGCGAGGGCGUCUUCUGGAUGGAGUACAGCGACUUCGUCAGGUACUUUGACUCGGUGGACAUCUGUAAGGUGCACUCAGACUGGCAGGAGGCCCGGGUGCAGGGCUGCUUCCCCAGCACAGCCAGCGGGCCUGUGGGAGUCACGGCACUCACGGUGCUCGAGCGUGCCUCGCUGGAAUUUGCUCUCUUCCAGGAGGGCAGCAGGCGCUCCGACGCAGUGGACAGCCACCUGCUGGACCUCUGCAUCCUGGUGUUCCGUGCCGCCUUUGGCAGCGGUGGCCGCCUGAGCCUGGGCCGCCUCCUGGCCCACAGCAAGCGCGCGGUCAAGAAGUUUGUGCACUGCGACGUGAUGCUGGAGCCCGGCGAGUAUGCGGUGGUGUGCUGUGCCUUCAACCACUGGAGUCCCGGUGCCCCCUUGGCCAGUGCACAAGCCUCCAGCCCCUCGGCAGGGACCCCUCGAGGCCCCCCUGAGUCGCCUGGCCAUGUGCUCGCCGUGUACAGCUCGAGGCUGGUCAUGGUGGAGCCCGUGGAGGCACAGCCGACCACGCUGGCCGAUGCCAUCAUCCUGCUCACCGAGAGCCGCGGCGAGCGGCACGAGGGCCGGGAGGGCAUGACCUGCUACUACCUGACACAUGGCUGGGCGGGACUCAUCGUGGUGGUAGAGAACCGGCACCCCAAGUCCUACCUGCACGUACAGUGUGACUGCACUGACAGCUUCAACGUGGUGUCCACCCGGGGCAGCCUGCGCACCCAGGACAGCGUGCCGCCCCUGCACAGGCAGGUCCUGGUGAUCCUGUCCCAGCUGGAAGGCAAUGCGGGGUUCUCCAUCACGCACCGCCUGGCGCACCGCAAGGCGGCCCAGCCCUUUCUCGGCGACUGGACGGCCUGUAAGGGCACCCACAGCCCCCCACUCACACCUGAGGUGGCUGGCCUGCACGGGCCCCGGCCGCUGUGACUGACACGCACUUUACGAGGGAGACCCAAUGGACGACGCUUGAAUCAGAAACUCAGGGCCCUGCCCAGGGAGCGCUGACUCCCGUGGGCCCCCACCCACCCCAGGCACCCGCAGUCUGCCUGGCCAGGCCUCCUGGCCAGCAAGCAGAAUACCUCGCACCGGGCGGACUCUGCCAGCCCCAGGGGACAGGGUCAGUGGCUCUGAGCCCAGCUGGGACAUGGGGGCCCUCGCCAGGCCAGAGUGAGGCCAGGGCUCUGCCCUCCCGAGCUGCACAGUAGAAGAGCCCCCAGAGCCCAGCUCCCUGCUUCCCUCCAGGUGGCGGGGGGGGUCCCUGGAGGCAGGCAGGCCGCGCCUCGCGAUACUAUGCAAUGCCCGGGGUGCACAGGAUCCAAGCCAUGACGGGCAGUAGGCAGUGGGCCGGCCCUGCAGGUUGCUGCACACCACUGGAGCCAGUGUGGAUCCUCGGCCUGGGCCCUGGCCCGAAAGGAGCCCCAUUGCCGACACCCCUGGGCACAGCUGCUCCCCACUCCCUGGAAGCCCCCAUCCUUCUAUGUCCCCCUCUGCAGGGUUCACACCUGUGUCCCCCUGGCGUCCUUUUGCUGUGAAUAUUUUUAACCCUGUAAAUAAGGCCAGCUCUUGUGUCAGAGACUAUUUUAUCAGCCAUCCCUUGUCCUCGGUGGUUCUAGAUGGUUCUGUAUGGGUGGUUUCUAGACUCAGGCACCAAUGGACCAAAUAAAAGCAUUUUGUUUUGUA